ACAUUAAAAUAACAUCCAAUGGUUUAAUGUCGUCUGCCCCUGCCAUUGGUCAAAUCAUUGCUUUACCGUUGUGUGGAAGAUUUGCAGAUUUUAUACUUUCAAAGAAAUAUCUCUCAACUCGUAUCGUUCGAGUUUUAUUCCAAAGCGUUUCUCUGAUUGUUUCAGCAUGUCUGUUGAUUGCCAUCGGAUUCCUCAGAUGUGACCAAACCAUUCUAAUAAGUAUUCUUUUGAUUCUAAGUGGUAUAACUCUAUCAUUUACCAGUGGCGGUGUUCUUGUCAACAACAGAGACAUUGCUCCAAAUUAUGCUGGUAUUAUAUUUGGAAUUGGUAACACGUUUGCCGUAUUGUUUGGAAGUUUUAGUUCCUUAUCUACAAAAGCUUUAACCCCAAACGGUACACAACAAGAAUGGCAGAUCGUGUUCGCCUUAUGUGCUGCUGUAUGUGUAGCUGGUGCGAUAUUAUAUGUGAUAUUGGCAAGAGGAGAAAUCCAAGAUUGGGCAAUUUCAGAAGAAUCCGGAUCGUCUGUCAAACCAAGAGAGACAAAAAUGAAUGAAAAAAUUUAACCUUCAAGAAGAGUGAACGUAAAUUUAUAUACAACAAAUUUAAGAAUUGUACUAACCAUUUCAAAAUAUUAUCUUCAGCAGUGAAUAAUUCAAUGAUAAACGAUAUUU
Messenger RNA from Octopus sinensis (East Asian common octopus), 671 nucleotides. RefSeq names its product sialin-like. Bases 27 to 563 code for a protein of 178 amino acids. Lineage: Eukaryota; Metazoa; Mollusca; Cephalopoda; Octopoda; Octopodidae. The transcript has a single exon. Gene Ontology annotation, molecular function: transmembrane transporter activity. The record is from RefSeq and is a predicted model, not a curated record. Gene Ontology annotation, biological process: transmembrane transport; monoatomic anion transport.